Molecule: messenger RNA, 1321 nt
Organism: Trichobilharzia regenti
Lineage: Eukaryota; Metazoa; Platyhelminthes; Trematoda; Strigeidida; Schistosomatidae
Source: the annotation of a GenBank genome assembly
GACCGUGUGGGUUUAAAUGAGAUCCUUAAAAUGCGUGUGGAUGCAGCGGAAUUAAAUACCAGUCUGGGAAGAGAUGUGAUUCUUCAAUAUGGCUUUGAGUUGAUCAAUAAUACCCUGAAAAACGAUCUGGUACCUCAGCUACUUUUGGAGACGCUCAAAGAUAUUUAUCAGAACUUUAUUUCAAACAAACACAGCCUUGAUGGAAUUGGGGACGAAACAUUUGGUCAUAUCACGCCGAAACUCAUCACUUCAAAGUUAAAUAAAAUUAUUCAACCGGAAGAAUUCAUUUGGACGAAUGAUUUGCGUGACAAUAAUAUCCAAAGCCCUUUUGAAACAAGUAGUAUUAAUAAAGGACAAAGAACUGUUUGGUGCACAGUUUUAGCUGACAGAGCCAUGAAAAAUGCUCUGGCAUUCGACAUUUUUGAAGAUAUUCUAAUGGACGUAUUCAAAUAUAUAAUACCAAAAGGCGCGAAGUAUAUAAUGGAAGAGCAACAGAUUUUCAUCAGCAUUUCUGAAGAAACGGUAGGUGAAUUGAUUGCAGAGUUGGCUAGCAAAGAAUACAACCUCCAAAUUGAAAUUUUACAAUUACAUCUAUUGAAAACGAUUGAUGGUAUAGCGAGAAAGAACCCUGGUGAAGUAUUAGCGUCUAUGGCUGUUGAUGUACUAUUACCCAUUGCAGUUCCUGGUCCGAUUACCGGAACGUAUACUAGCAAUCCAGUUGAAGAAAAUACAUUAAAAAAUAUGGCAUUUGACGUACUACUGGAUAAAGUCUGUUCAAUUAGUGAGGCUGAUAAAACUGUGAAUGAAUGUCUUCCUCUAACGACUUAUCAUGAAAUGAUAAAUGAGAAUAUAUUUUUCAUGGAAACACUCGAAAUGCUGAAGUACCAUAUAGACAAUGAUCUUGCAGAUAUUGAUCUUAUGGAGACAGAAGAAAGAUCCGUGUCGGAAAGGUUUAUAGAAAAUAUUUAGUGUAUAAUAUUUCGAAAUUCUGAAAAGAGAAAACGCUGAUAUACCUUUCAAUGCAGAAUUUUUUUCAACUACUUAUCAGAAUUAUCUGAUGAGUGCCUCUAUUUACUGGAUGAUAAAACGUGGAUUAUGCAACAUGUAAUAAAUAAUGUUCUAAUACUAUAUUGUUCGCGAAAAUAUUUCCCUAUUUUAUCUUGUUUAAAGACGGUAUAAAAUAAGUUAAUUAAUACAACUUUGUUCACCCUGUAAACAAAUCAAGCGGAUCAUGACAGUGAUGACCACUUCAUUUUAGUUCUAUUUAAUUUGAUCUACUUUGGAAGUAAUCAAUACAGAAAUAUAUAUAUAUAUAUAUAUA